Drosophila arizonae is the source of this 567-nucleotide messenger RNA. RefSeq lists its product as uncharacterized. The record is from RefSeq and is a predicted model, not a curated record. Lineage: Eukaryota; Metazoa; Arthropoda; Insecta; Diptera; Drosophilidae.
CAUUAUUUUUCCAAUUUUCAGGUAGGCAGCUCGGCGUACGAUGAAAAAAUAAAAAAGGGCGCUAGCUGAGGAAUUAAUAAACACAUAUCUUCGGCUCACAGGAAAUACUUGACUGCAGCGAGUGUAAAAUUGGUGCCAAGAAGGACUCGCUUCCGUUUCAGUAGGAUAUACAAGAGAAAUGCUUAUCGUUUGCAAGUUUGAUCCUUUCUAUGUGGGGCCCUGCCCGCCUGGCUGCCUCGUACCAGCGGGCAGAUGCUGUGGCCCCUGUGGUCCCUGCUGCGGGCCAUCCUGUGGCCCUUGCUGUGGUCCGUCCUGUGGUCCUUGCUGCGGCCCAUGUGGACCAUGCGGCAGUCCGUGUUGCACAUCCUGCCCCUGCGGCUGGUAACUUGCUAAGAGCUGACGUGGUAUGUUUUGAGCUGGGGAACUCUCAACAUGUAUUUUGAAGAUGUCUUUUUAUAUAGCCUCCACAUGCUGGUUCUAGGAACUCAAAGCUGAAGAUAUGUAUGAAUAUUAAACCUCAGAUAUUUUGGAUCAUUAACGACAAUAAAACAAUAAUGUAAAAUUAAA